Xyrauchen texanus (razorback sucker) is the source of this 3197-nucleotide messenger RNA. RefSeq names its product BTB and CNC homology 1, basic leucine zipper transcription factor 2a (gene bach2a). Gene Ontology annotation, biological process: regulation of transcription by RNA polymerase II. The transcript is spliced from 5 exons. Bases 261 to 2654 code for a protein of 797 amino acids. Lineage: Eukaryota; Metazoa; Chordata; Actinopteri; Cypriniformes; Catostomidae. Gene Ontology annotation, molecular function: DNA-binding transcription factor activity, RNA polymerase II-specific; protein binding; RNA polymerase II cis-regulatory region sequence-specific DNA binding. The record is from RefSeq and is a predicted model, not a curated record.
UGUAGCAAUUUAGAGGAGGCGCGUGCUAGAAAUGCCACAAUCAGCAAAGAAGCCAAGCAAAACCACGCGGUAUCGAAUGUAAUUCAGCAUAGUCUGCGCGCGAUUCCUCCCGUUUCAAAGAUAGCAGAAAUGAAUAACCGUGCACGCUCCUCCAGCUGUUAAAGGUGGUCAUUUAAAGCGCGGAGAAAGAGACCAUGUGAAGGCGUCUUGCAAAAUAUAUUCGUGCAGGAACAAGUGAAAGUUAAGGCUCUUAGCGAGGAAUGUCUUCAGAAGAGAAGCCUGAAGCUCCCAUGUAUGUGUAUGAGUCGACGGUGCAUUGUGCCAACAUCCUACUGUGCCUGAAUGAACAGCGGAAGCAGGACAUCUUGUGCGAUGUGACCGUGCUGGUGGAAGGGAGGGAGAUCCGUGCUCACAGGGCAGUGCUGGCAGCCUGUAGCCAGUAUUUCUCCCAGCUGCUCGGAGCCCAGACAGAACAUGAGCCAGUCAUCAGCCUGCCACAGAAGAUCACAGAGAGAGGCUUUGCUCCACUGUUGCAGUUUGCCUACACAGCUAAACUGUUACUCAACAGGGACAACAUCCAGGAAGUCAUGUGCUGUGCAGAAUUCUUAGGUGUGCAUAACCUGGAAGACUCUUGCUUCCGCUUUCUACAGGCUCAGUUGAAAAGUGAGGUUGAUGACAUGCACAACAGCCAGAACCCCCUAUUACCUCAUACACUGGGUCAGAACCAUCAUGGAAUAAGGUAUGGAAUUGUGCGACCAAAUGAUUCCAAACCACCACUUUUUGGAUCAAGGCUGCACUCUUGUGACCUCAGCUCUUCCAAGGACAUAAAGCAAUUGCAUGUCCCAAACAACCAGCAUGAAUCAGACCAAGCUUCUUCCUUUGAUCUCCCUCGUUGUCCCAAAUAUAGAAAGUACCAUCAGGUAUAUGCGAAGCACAACGUAACCACCUCGUCAAAUAGCAGUACCUCAAGCUUACACGGAUCGAUGCAAGAUACCGUCACCAAUAGUGAUGCCCGGGGCCUGGAUCUCUCCAACGUGAAAACAGAACCAGCUGGUGGGGAGGAGUGCCUACCACUGGACCUGUGCCAGGUGGAACAGGAUGUUCUGGUCAGGGGUAGAGGGACUGACAUGGAAAAAGACAUGGAAACAGAGUUAGAUGGCAGGCAGCUAAGUUCAACACCCACUGAACUGCCUCCAAGCAAACGUUCACCAGUGUGCCUGCGCUCCCUUGUUAAAAAGGAAGUAACAACUUUGGAUCAGUGUCUUACCUCUGAUGUGCAACUUGCCAAUAGAACCUCUCACGUUCGAGAUGGACAAGUUGCUCAGGGUGACUUUCAAAAGGACUAUCACGCUUUCGUUGGGGGACUUGUGACUUCCUCAAAGAAGGUUGAGAAAUUAACCGAUGGUUUGUCCUUCAAGUCACUGUCCUUUGAAAGGAUCUGUUCAACUGAAGUUGAACAGGAGAGUGACCGAAGGAGUGUCAUUUUCUCCUCUCGGGCCCCCAACCAUCUGAAGGCACCAGCUUAUUCCUACCCUGGAGAGAGCUGUAUGGGGAAGGAGACCCCGGAAGACCCAUGGGCAGGUUCUAGCCAGUCAUUCACAUGCUCCCUAACACUAUCCCCUACUUCUGUCUCUCAAGAGCCUCCAUUGUCCUAUCACCCAAAAAGCAGCUGUCCAGUGCCCAUCAAAAUCUGUCCCCGGUCCUCUCGCACUGAGUGCCACAUCAGAACCUCUAGUUCUUGCUCUUCCUACUCUUACGCUGAUGAUGGCAGUGGAGGUUCGUCAUCCAGCCUUCCCCAGUUUGAGCUCUCUACAUCUCCUUGUUCCACCAUGGCUCGGUGCCUGGCUCUUGAGCACCAGGAGCACAGCAUGUCAGGGCCACCGAAGAUCAAGUGCGAGAUGUCGUAUGACACCAAUUCCAGUGACGAGUCUGGAUCCUUCUCUGAUGGAGAUAGCGAAUCAUGUCCCACCAAAGAGCACAGGCAAGAGGUGAAACUGCCUUUCUCAUUAGAUCACAUCACAAAGCUUCCACGGAAUGACUUUCAGCUGAUGAUAAAGAUGCAUAAACUGACCUCGGAUCAGCUAGACUUCAUCCACGACAUGCGACGACGCAGUAAAAACCGAAUCGCAGCUCAGCGCUGCCGGAAAAGAAAGCUGGACAGCAUUCAGAACUUGGAGUGUGAGAUUCACAAACUGGUUUGCGAGCGACAGAAGCUCCUAACCGAACAGAACCAGUUGAAGGUCUGUAUGGGAGAGCUCUGGGAAAACUUUUCAUUUUUGUCUCAGGAGGUCUACAGGGAGGAACAAGGGAGUCCAGGCCAGACCCUAUCUCAGUAUCAUCUGCAUCCAGGACCUGUUUCAUCCAGUUCAACCAGUACAGACCUUAGAAUCUCUCCCAGUCCCACCAGUAUAGAUAUCACGCUCAUUUCCAGUGGCAGCAUGGUGUCAUCCCAAAACUUCUCAGACUGCCAGGCCAUGGCUGAGUCACCAUGUCCACAACCAAGAGUGACCAGAGAGGCUGUGCUGUCCCAGGACAGUGUCACCUCUUUGAGGUCUGAGUCCUCACUCCAGACACCCAGCUCGAGCGUGACGAUGGAUUUCUGCCAGGAAAUGACUGAGAAAUGCACGACAGAAGAGCAACCACAGAGGAACUGAAUCUAGUUUCCUGGAUUUCAUUUUUUUGGCCAUCAUUUACUUACCCUCAUGUUGUUCCAAAAGUCUGAUUUUCUUUCUCAGUCCGAGUCCCCAUUCACUUUUUUGUAAAAAGAUGGCUGGGCCUGACAUUCUGCAUCUCAAUUUGUGUUUCACGGAGGAAAGAAAGUCUUGUUUGGAUAUACAGGAGUAGUUGAGGGUGAGUAGUUCAUUUGUUUGUGAACUUUCCCUUCUUUAAUAAACAACUAUUGGUUUAAUCAGAUUUUUAAAUGUUACACUUAUUUCAUCAGCAUUAAGUUUUGUUUGUUGCUUUUGUUUGUUGACUGCAUGUUAUCAGGUUCAUGAUGUAUUACACCUGUAUAUUAUUGUGAUGUGUGUGUGUGUGUGUGUGUGCCGCGUGUGCGUGCAUGCAUAUGGAUAAGAUCUUGUAUAUGCUGUAUAGGAUGCAAAAAUCUUUCUUUUCCUAAAAUCUUUUACUUUCCAUCCAUAUGUAUGGUACCUAAAUCUCUAAAUAUUUAUCUCAGGGGUGUGUGUGUGUGGGGGUGU